Messenger RNA from Chaetomium strumarium, 2950 nucleotides. RefSeq lists its product as uncharacterized. The transcript has a single exon. NCBI's taxonomy places the organism in Eukaryota, Fungi, Ascomycota, Sordariomycetes, Sordariales, Chaetomiaceae. The record is from RefSeq and is a predicted model, not a curated record. Bases 250 to 2646 code for a protein of 798 amino acids.
GCACCUGCCAAACGGUUACGGGCUAGGACCGACUCUGCCUACAAAUUCUGUUCAAAAUUUCUAUGGCUUCCACCAUUUCUUUCCUUUCCACAACACCAUUUCUUCCACAGCCGGUUCCCAACCUCAAGCCCUGAACACCUGUUUCUGAGCUCUGUGAUAGUUUUUCCUUGUCUCUACCCAUUUCUUCUAUUCGGGAACAUACCCGCUACCCUGUCACAAGUGUUGUUUCCCCGGCGAGCGAGAAGAAACAUGCCCGGUGCUCGUCAAGGUCCAAAGCGCAAGGCGAAACCUGCCACGCCUGGCAACGAAAAGCCGGCGCGAGGCGAGAAGAAGAAGGAGUUGGCCACUCCGAUUGAGGUCCCUGACGACGAUGAAGAGCAAGACAUCAUCGACCUCACCCCGUUCAAUGAUUCGGUCCAUGCUAGCAGCAUGGCUCUCCAGCGGGAGAUUAGCGACGCCAACACCGUUUACGACACGCGCAACCAUUGGGAACGUGGUGAGGUGAUGUUCACGCGCUUUGACACCCUAGAAGACAUCUUCGGGGAGAUAGAACAGCCGCUCAUGAGACUUGAGCCUGUCACCGGGGAUAUAACCUGGAAGCUAACUGAAGGGGUCUCUAUUAAGACACCCCACGCGACAGUCAGACAAGUCCGGAACUCCCCUCAUCUCCCGGAAGCCCUCUUCGAUUUUCGGUUGCAACAGUGGUGUGACGACAACCGAUAUAACGGGGAAACGAUCCGAGCUGACAACUGGAAGCGUUUCGUCUGGACCGACGAAGAACUCCAGGGCGGUGGCGUACGAAUUCCACGCCUCGAGGUGGUGUAUGCCUUUAUCAAGAGGGAGGAACAACGUCAAGGCUUCGCAUAUACUGUGCUCGCUGGAACAGACAUCGACGUUGACAAAGAGGAAGCCAUGGCGUACAUUGGAGCAAACCACCAGUACAUCACAGUCGGUGCUUAUAUCCACGAGUACCACGCUUUCAUUAACCCGUACGGUGGGCACUCCGGACGAUGGAAGGACCAGAACGUGAGCGAGGACAUUGGGGGCCAUUACCCGGUCACCUUUUCGCUCGGAGCGGUCAGCGGAGAGUGGCGAGAAUUGGAGGCCCGCGAUUACGAGCUGUUCAAGCGCCUGCCCAACCAGGAGAAAGUAGAGAAGCGACGGACCUGGAGCACCCCCCUACAGCUAGUGCGGAAGGCAGUUGACAAGGCUAUCGCGAGAUUUUCCUCGACUCCACGUUUUUCAUUAGCCCAGCCUGUCCAAGCCUCGGCGACAGAGAUGCGGCAAUUUAAGACAAGUCAAUUCAAGCCGAUCCGUGACAACACGCCUACACCGGUCACACCGCUCGGAAAGAACGUCAUUCCGGAAAGCCCCAAAGCCGGCCCGGCUACACAGGCCGAUGAACCCUCCAUCGAAGCAAACAUAGGCGACGACGUCUAUGACGAUAUCCUAAGCCUCGCCUUCCACGAUGCCGACCUCUCUGACCUUGAGCCUGAAUCAGGUGACGACCUUACAGCCGAAGCCGAGCCUGAGCCCGAAACCGAGCCUGCCACCAAAGAGACAGAAGACUUUGAGGCUAAAAUGGGUAGACCCGUGGUGCCUUACGAGGACCUCGCGGGGACCAUUUACGACCCGUCCAAGUCGGAUAAGAUGGUGCAGAGUGGCGCACUCCAGGUCAUUCCCGACAUGCCCCGGGUGCACAAGAACGUCAUCGCGCCCAUCGAGAUAUCGCUCGCCCGUGCGAGGUGGGAGUGCCGCCACCUCGAAGACAGAUCCAUCCUCUGGAGAAUCGCCGCCUACGUCAAGCAGUUCAAUGAGGGUGUCUCCAAGGACCCGAAAGGAACCUGGGGACAUAAUGCCGCUGCCCGCCGACUCCAGGGUCGGCUUAAGAGAACGCUCGUCCAGAAGGUCGAGACCGGCGUUGUGCAAGGCCUGCCUGACCCGGCAGAGAUCCUCGCCUACCGAUACUGCUCUCCGAACGGCACUAACAGCGGUGUCAUCGAUACAUACCUCGCGGAACUCGGAAUCCUCCACUACGGCCAAAUCAACCAUGCUGCCCCGGUUGGAGCUGAGGACGUCGAUCACGCCAAGCAGGCGCGCGAGCUGGAGGAGCUACAUGCGCAAGUUGCUCAACUUAAUGAAGCCGUCGCCCAGAGGGCCACCCAGGAUGAAGUGCUCACGGCCCUUAACGCAGUGGCUGACAGGCAGGAUCGGGGCAACGUGGAAGCCCUGGAUCGCCACGAUGCGCUCAAGAAGGAAGUGGAGCGCUUGGUCAACGCCGAAAAGGACCGGGAAGCCAAGAUCGCCGAACUCGUCAUCAAGGUUACGGCACUGCAGAAGGAGCUGAAGGACGUCAAGACCCAGCAGAAGGAAAUGAAGGAGGCCAAGACCUCGCGCCCCCCGGCAACUCCUGCAGCCAGGCGAAUCGCAGCCAGCCAGCCCGUCGCCGCGGCUAACCAGGACCCCCAGUCUACGGCCACCAGAAAGAGACAGCGUGAGGCGGAGACUCCAACCACAGGCACGCGCGCCACUAGGGGAGAAACGGGAGCGAAUGCUGCUGCCGAGGAUGAGCGGCCUGCCACGCGGGCGCGCACGAUGCCUGCGCCGGCGCCCCCGCGCACGAACAUCAUUGACUGGGCGGCAUAGAUCGGACAGAAGAAGUAAUGGGAGACAAGGACUCGGAACAAUCGGGCACGGAGUUCACGGAGGGAUAACUGUAUGUGUAUGUUAUUCAGUAACGACGAGGACGUCGUCUUUUUCCAUCCGCAUAGGCGGAGAGCUCGUCAUGGUGUAUUCGGCUCGACCCACUGGGUCGCUCUCCCAUGGCUUGGUCUCCGUCACCGUGCGCCAGCACGCGCUCCUUACACCUCGCUUAUGUAUCUAAGGUCUCAGCUCUUCCCAGCUCUCUGAGCCCCGGGGAGAUCAUCGAAUCCUAUGCUGUCUGACCAUA